Messenger RNA from Ruditapes philippinarum (Manila clam), 468 nucleotides. RefSeq lists its product as uncharacterized. The record is from RefSeq and is a predicted model, not a curated record. Lineage: Eukaryota; Metazoa; Mollusca; Bivalvia; Venerida; Veneridae. Bases 1 to 468 code for a protein of 155 amino acids. The transcript is spliced from 3 exons.
AUGAAAUGUUUAAAUAUCCCGACUGAGGAUAUCAAGAAUAUCGAAACAGUUGAAGACACAGAUUGCGCUGGACUGCUAUCAGUGAUUAUUAACUGCAAAUCCUUCCAGUCUCUAGUAGCAGCAGACUUAGGAGCUCCAGAUAACAUUUUUGUUAAGAUGAGAGAAAUCAGAAACAAGACGUUCCAUUCUGCUGGUUACAGCAUUACAGACAGAGACUUGCAGGAGUACAUGAAACUUAUGCUAUCUAUCUUAAAUGAUGCAAUGUUUCUAGCACAUGAUAAAGAUGCUCAGGCUGCAGCUGAAAAGAUACAAGAGAUUGCUGACAGUUCUGUACACGUAUAUUGUGGUGAAGAAGUGCAAGAUUCAGGUCUAAAUCCUGAUUUUGACGAGUGCGACGAAAUAUUUAGAAGUAAGCGAUUCUUUAAAGCUACAGAUACUAUUGAUAUUAUAUCGCUGAGAAAAAUAUAA